Molecule: messenger RNA, 846 nt
Organism: Zea mays
Lineage: Eukaryota; Viridiplantae; Streptophyta; Magnoliopsida; Poales; Poaceae
Product: probable xyloglucan endotransglucosylase/hydrolase protein 30
Exons: 1
Biological process (GO): glucan metabolic process
Cellular component (GO): apoplast; cell wall
Molecular function (GO): hydrolase activity, hydrolyzing O-glycosyl compounds; xyloglucan:xyloglucosyl transferase activity
Source: RefSeq, a predicted model, not a curated record
GUAACACCAUUCUCUGGGCUCCCACCCACAUCAUGUACGCAUCACAGUGGCACAGUCACCAGUAAACUAGAAAGCAGCGCUACGUACUCUCUACUAGUCUCUACAUUGAUCAGUGAUUACUUACUGCAUGCGUGUUCAAUCUAUAUAUGCAGCUUCUACGUCGACGACACGCCGAUCCGGGAGGUGGUCCGGCACCCGGACAUGGGCGGCGACUUCCCGGCGAAGCCGAUGGCGGUGUACGCCACCAUCUGGGACGGGUCCGCGUGGGCCACGGACGGGGGCAAGUACAAGGUCAACUACAAGCACGCGCCGUUCGCGUCCGACUUCUCCGGGCUGGUCAUCGUCGGCUCCCGCGCCGACGAUCCGGUGCUCCGGGACCAGGAGGACCUCCUCGGGCUCGUGACGGCCGACUACUACGCCGCCGUCAUGACGCCGCGGGAGCGCGCGGCCAUGCGCGCCUUCAGGGCGCGCCGGAUGACGUACACGGUGUGCUACGACGCCGUGCGGUACGCGGACGGGCCGUUCCCCGAGUGCGACAACUCGGACGAGGAGAGGGAGUCCUUCUCGGCCUGGGGCGAGUCCAAGACCGUCGUCGUGAGGCCCCGCGCCCGAGGCCGCCGCCCGCGCGGACGCAAGGUCGGCGCCGGCGCCCGGCGCCACGGGACGUGCUGACGUGUCAAGCAGAUGAGAUUUCGUUGACAGAAAAAAAAAAAAACCAAGAUCUGUUGCGAAAGCUAUUUGGCCGACCCGCAUGCAGGUUGUAAAGCUAGGUGUAGGGACUAGUAGGGAUUAAUGCGUUAUGAUUCUUUGAUUCCUUGGGUGACAGUUAUAAAUUUCUUAUUAUUA